AUGUUCAUUCAUUUUGUUAAAUCGGUUAGAGCAAAAGUGGAUCCAAGUGGAUUCCAGCCUGGCCUUGUUGACACGUCUGGUGCUGGUGGAGUUUGGCAAGGUCCACCACCCGGUUCGCAACCACCGUCACAAAUGCCACCUUCUACAAGUCAUUUAAUUCAUCCACCACCUCCACUUCAUCAUCAUCCUGGAAUGAAUACUAGUCGUAUGCCAAUCAUGCCACCGCGAGAUGUACAUUUUUCUCCUCAACAUAUGCGAUCAUUUAGGCCAUCAUUACCUCCUCCUCCGUCACCUGAAUAUCGGCUGCACGAUUUAAAUAAACGUUUAUCUAUGAGAACAGAAGAAUGCGAUAGUCUAUGGUGGGAUGCAUUUGUAAAUGAAUUUUUUGAAGAAGAUGCUACGCUAACAAUCUCCAUUUGUCUAGAAGAUGGACCGAAGCGAUUUAGUAUCAGUCGUAUUUUGAUUCCACGUUUUUUUCGUACAUUAUUUGAUGGUGGUGUCAAUGAAGUGUAUUUCCAAUUAAAACAAACUAAAGAAAUCUUUCAUAAUCCAACAUUAUCAUUGGAUUGUGAACAAGCAUCAAUGGUAACUUGCUUUGGAAAGCCACCACACAUUAAAGUUUGUACGGAAGGACAUCUCAUACUUGAAUAUACAUUCGAUGAUUUAAUGCGUAUAAAAUCUUGGCACUUCGCAAUAAAACAAUUUCGUGAACUAAUACCACGAAGUAUUGUUGCUAUACCGACGGAUAAUCCAAGUUAUCUUGAUCAAUUAUCAAAAAAUUUAACACGAAGUGGAUUAACAUCUGUUAUGUUAAAUUUUCUUCGACUAUGUGAAAUUCUCGAGCCUAUGCAGGAAUUAAUGUCACGCCAUAAAACAACAACAUUUUCACCACGUGAUUGUAUGAAAACAAUUUUACAUCAACGUUGGUCAAAAACCUGUUCAGAAUUUCCUCUGAGUCCUUCAUUUCAAACAACAGUACCAUGUCAAACAGUUCUAGUAUCAGACACUCGACCACCAGCAAAACCUCGACGGAAAAGAAAAUCAGCCGCAACAGCCAACAAUGCUAAUACACCAGGAAAUAAUAAUAAUAAUCCAAAUAAUAUGCCAAUAAAUAAAGAUACUAAUAUAAAUAAUUGUACAAUGUCAACGCCAACAAAAAAACGCUCACCAGCUAAUACAAAUUUUUCUCAAACAGCACAAGGAGCGGUAACUCCGAAUAUGAAUAGUAUGCCUGGGGAUGUAAUGAUUGUUGGCGAACCAUCAUUAAUGGGUGGUGAAAUGGAUGAUGAAGAUGAACGCUAUAUAACUCGAUUAGAAAAUACUCAGUAUGAUCCAAAUGUGCCACCAUCUAGUCAUCAUCCAACUCGAUAUCUUUCACCAACUCAUCAAAUGUUACCAGGAUUCCAUUCACAACAACAACAACAACAACAAAAUCCAAAUCUUCAAUCAAUACUUCAUCAAAAACAACAACAAUUUAUAUCUAAUUCACCACUUGUACAUACAAAUCAAAUAAAACGAGAACAAAUAUCAUUUCCUGGAUCACCACAACAACAACCACAGCCAUUGCCAUCGAUGUUUUCUACUGGCGGUCCACCGACACCAAAUUCAAAUAUGUUUCCACGGCCAUCGACUCCAAUCAAUGGAGAUUUAUCAAGUGGAGGAAAACGAAAUUCAACAACAUCCAAUAUUUCAGUAUCAGGGAAUGCAUCAAUGCUAAUGAAUAAUUCUUCCAACUCUCCACCAACACCAUCAUCGACAAAUCAUAAUCAGAAUCCUUCCACACCUGCUCCAACAGCAAUAUCAAAUCCUCCGACAACAUCGAUAAAUUCGUCCUGGAAUGGUUCAACAAUCAAUCCUAGUAAUUUAUCUUCAUCAAAUAAUCCAGUCAUGGGUGAAAGACAACAAGAACCACAUACACCACCGGUUACGCCUCAACAACAAACGAUUGCUACAGCCUCAUAA
This is a messenger RNA of Rotaria socialis, 1962 nucleotides long. The record is from the annotation of a GenBank genome assembly. Lineage: Eukaryota; Metazoa; Rotifera; Eurotatoria; Philodinida; Philodinidae.